AUGGAUCCUAAUAAUGACAGAGAAGGAAGUAUAAGUCCAACACAAACGACUGGUGGUGCAAUGCUUAAUAAUAAUCUUUCUUCAGAAUUAUUAUCCAAGUUAUCACCACAAGAGUUAAAAAUUUAUAAAAUGUAUGGAAAAGUUCCACGAAGAACAGAUUUAUUGGCACACAAAUUGCAAGAACGUAAAUAUUUCGAUAGUGGUGACUACGCCUUGAGCAAAGCUGGUAUUAACCAAGGUCCGGGAGAAGUACCUAGUUUUAAUAAUUUACCUGUUACCAAUCCUAGUGGUUUAAGGGAAAGUAUAAUACGGAGGAGGUUAAGUACUAGCCAACCUUCAAGCAACAUAGGUGGUAAUGCUAAUAAUGAUAAUAAUAAUAAUAAUAAUAAUAAUAAUAAUAAUAAUAAUAACAAUAAUAGCAGUAAUAAUAACAGUAAUAACAAUAGCAAUAAUAAUAGUGCAGGAUCUGUGAUCAGUGGUCCUAAUUAUAGUAGCGGUAUUAUUUCAUCAAUUAAUUCUUCAAUUCCAAAUACGACUAGUGAUAUUAGUAACAUUAGUAACAUUAGUGACAAUGUAUGA
Messenger RNA from Saccharomycodes ludwigii, 579 nucleotides. RefSeq names its product endosulfine family protein. Gene Ontology annotation, cellular component: cytoplasm. Bases 1 to 579 code for a protein of 192 amino acids. The record is from RefSeq and is a predicted model, not a curated record. The transcript has a single exon. Gene Ontology annotation, molecular function: protein phosphatase inhibitor activity. Lineage: Eukaryota; Fungi; Ascomycota; Saccharomycetes; Saccharomycodales; Saccharomycodaceae.